Messenger RNA from Meloidogyne enterolobii, 450 nucleotides. Lineage: Eukaryota; Metazoa; Nematoda; Chromadorea; Rhabditida; Meloidogynidae. The record is from the annotation of a GenBank genome assembly.
UUUUUUUAUAAAUUAAAUUAUUUUUACACAAUUAAAAAGCUAAAAAUGGAAAUAAAUGAGAGAGCAAUAAGCAUUGAUUGUCCUCUAUCUCCCCCGGCUUGUACAAGUACAGAUGAUGGAAAAGAUGAUGAAAUAAAACGAUUGGCUAAACAAUGCUCUAACAAAGUAAAUGAAUAUAUACAGGGACAGAUACAGUCAAGUAUUGAUGAUUAUAAAUUAUUGGAACAAAUGAAUGAUGUAACGGCACAGCGAUAUAAAGAUAUGCAACACGUAGCAGAAACUGUUGGAGGUCGAAUUGCCCAGCUUCAACAAAAAUACGAGGAUUUGAAGCCUUUUUUGGAUCAAAUAAAUGAAAUUGACGAAGCAAGUAAAAGAAUGGAUCAAGCAGUUACAAUGUUAGAUAAUUAUUUGGCUGUUUUAGAAACAAAAAUACGUAAAUUAGUCACCUAA